This is a messenger RNA of Penicillium nucicola, 1395 nucleotides long. Its product is annotated as phosphoesterase-domain-containing protein. Gene Ontology annotation, biological process: phospholipid catabolic process. The transcript has 3 exons. The record is from RefSeq and is a predicted model, not a curated record. Bases 1 to 1395 code for a protein of 464 amino acids. NCBI's taxonomy places the organism in Eukaryota, Fungi, Ascomycota, Eurotiomycetes, Eurotiales, Aspergillaceae. Gene Ontology annotation, molecular function: hydrolase activity, acting on ester bonds.
AUGAAGUCUUUAUCCACAGCUGCCCUGGCGUUGACUUUGCCUUCUCUAUUCACAGGCGCUCUGGCAAUUAGUUUGCCGCCCUACCCCACGGAUGCGCCUGCCAUCCCUCCCCAGGCUACACGCUCGGAAAUUGAGGCCUCAGCUGCCAAAACCGUACCAGAGUCGCCAGUUUCCAAUGUUAAAGGUCUUGCAUUCGACCGAUUCUACCAACUCUGGAUGGAGAACACAAACUUCGAGGAUGCAGCCGCCGUUGAGGACAUGCAGUGGCUAGCAUCUCAGGGAAUUCUUCUCACCAACUACUAUGGUGUCACCCACCCUUCUAUGCCUAAUUACUGCGCAUCGGUCGGUGGUGACACUUGGGGAAUGGACCACGACAGCUUCAUCGAGAUGCCUUCCAACAUUUCCACGGUUGCUGAUCUCCUUGAUACCAAGGGUAUCUCAUGGGGAGAGUACCAAGAAGACUUGCCAUAUGCCGGGUUCGAGGGAUUCAACUUCACCAAUCCGGUCACUUCGGAUGACGAUUAUGCUCGCAGACAUAAUCCCUUGAUCAAUUUCAAGUCAAUUACCAACAACAAGACUCGCGCACGCCAGAUCAAAAGUUUCACCGAAUUUGAAUAUGAUCUAUCAAACAAGAAGUUGCCACAAUGGGCUUUUAUGACACCUAAUGUUACCAACGAUGCGCACGAUACCAACAUUACUUUUGGUGGCAAAUGGGAGCGAGGCUAUAUGGCUAACCUACUUAAAAACGAAUACUUCAUGAACAACACAAUGGUCCUAUUGACAUUUGACGAAGAUGGGUACGUCGAAAACAACAGGGUCUUCAGUGUGCUUGUUGGUGGCGCUGUUCCAGAUCAUUUGAAGGGAACCAAGGACGAUACCUUCUACACCCACUACUCCAGCAUUGCAUCUGUUUCUGCCAAUUGGGGUCUUCCAUCCCUUGGCCGCUGGGACUGCGGAGCCAAUCUCUUUGAGAUUGUGGCUAACAAGACUGGUUACGUCAACUACGAAGUUGACACUACGAAUUUGCUUCUCAAUGAGACAUACCCUGGUCCUGCAGCCAUUGGCUGGAUUGGAAAAUAUUCACCCGUGUGGCCAAUUCCUAUCACUGAUGCCAAAUGCUCAGCUGGCCAUGGCGUUCUAGAUUCCGUCAAAAGUCAAUAUGGUAGCCUUUCCCCAACAUACAACUACACCAGUCCAUUCCCAAUCGAUGCGAAAAACGACUACAAUACGAAUGUCACUGCCGUCCGCCUAUCUAGCACCGCCUCUACAAACUCGACAGCAGGCACGCCAUCGGCACAAACAAAGACUACCAUCAGCGCUGGUGUGGCUGUCUCAGCUUCCAGCUCUACGACUAUCUCGGCAGUUCUCGGAAGUCUUCUUUUUUGUCUUAUCUAA